AUGCCCCUCGUCCCCGAGCCCAAGGCGAAGGUCACAAGCCGCUUGACACUGGCAGGCAGCCCGCAACUUGUGGCCUGUGUCGUGGCGGCUGUCGUCCUGCAGGCGCCUCCCAAGCCCCGCUUCAGCGCCUCCGAUCAGCUGUUGGCCACCACGGCCGACACAGCCGACCCCGGACAUCCUGCGGGAGGUCCUCUCGUGGACACCCUGACGCCCCCUACGACUCCCGCUCCCAGCAGGGGACUCCUACGCUCAGCGCCGCCCUUGCUGUCGUCCCUGCCGCUUCUGGAGCUCCCCCGCCCCGCCCACGACUCAGGCACCGUGUGUGAAGGGCGUGUGUGCGAAGGGAAGGCGUGUGGGCGACCGCGUGGAUGCAGCGGUGACGGCGGCAUGAAAGCGAGCAGCGAAGAGGCUGCAGGUCCUGUCCUGCCGGUGUGGCAGACGCUGAAGGGACUCAGUUCGAGGGACGUGCAGUGCAGCGGAAGCCCGACGAGCACCGCCCCAGGAAGCGCCGCGCCCGCCGCCGUCACUAGCCCAGGGGCGUCGCACCCCCACAGGAGUCUGCAAGCCUCCUCCCUGGCCGCGGAAAGGCUUGCUCGACUCGACACCGAACCCAGCGAGGCGCCCUCCCCAUCCUCCCCCUUCCCUCCCCCCCGCAUCGAGCCUCCCAACUUCCUGAUGACCCCCGAGGGCGAGAGGUCGCCCUCCAUGGCCAACGGCUCGGCUGGGCCCCCCCUCUCCGCUCCCCCCGUCCUGCCGGGGAACGAGGCUCACAAGCGAGCUCCGUGGGGCCCGCCCUCCUCCUCCACCACCUCCACCUCUCUCUCCAACACCAACCUCACCCUCCACAACAACAACAACAAUAACAACAACAACAACACCGUUGUGAGCAAUAACAGCAUCAACUACGCAGCGUCGCCCAAGGAGGAGCGGCCGGACGAAGAGGCGUCGCAUGUCUUCAGAGAAAUCGGACCGUUCGCGCCCAGGUCUAAUUAUGAUGAUGGCGCUGGAAUAUAG
Messenger RNA from Penaeus chinensis, 1014 nucleotides. Its product is annotated as rho GTPase-activating protein gacO-like. The transcript has 3 exons. The record is from RefSeq and is a predicted model, not a curated record. NCBI's taxonomy places the organism in Eukaryota, Metazoa, Arthropoda, Malacostraca, Decapoda, Penaeidae. The coding region runs from base 1 to 1014 and encodes 337 amino acids.